AUGACGCUGGAUAAUGAUUCCAGAAGGUCUUCCACAAAAAAUUUGACGAAUGCCUUUGCGAGACGCGGUGCACUGAGGCAGAAAAAUGUUACUGUAGUCAACGGCCAUAAAUUCGUCGCUAAGUUUUUCAAACAAUUCACAUUUUGUGGACACUGCAAAGACUUCAUCUGGGGCCUCGGAAAACAUGGUGUCCAAUGUGAAGCAUGUUGUUUUGCUGUACAUAAGCGCUGCCACCAACUGGUUGCAUUCAAAUGCCCUGGCGUGGACCUAGGUCCUGCCGUUGAUGGGCAUGCUCAGAUACUGUACGUUCCGCAGCACGACUAUGAGCGCGAUGCACAUACGAAAGGACUGGAUGGAUUAGUAAAGGAAGCAAAAAACCUCAUUCCAAUGGACCCGAACGGAUUGGCGGAUCCGUACGUGAAGCUACGCCUUGGUCCCUCUGAUGAACUCAACCGCAAGUUUAAAACAAAAACCAUCAAGUCUUCUCUGGAUCCUGUUUGGGAAGAGGCGUUCACCAUAAACAUUCGCCCGGAGGAUGAUGCGAAACGAUUGCAAAUCGAAGUUUGGGACUGGGAUCGCACGUCUCGUGAUGAUUUCAUGGGCUCCUUAUCGUUUGGGGUUACGGAGUUAGCAAGCAAACCGAUUGACUGUUGGUUCAAAUUGCUGGGGCAAGAACAGGGUGAAUACUAUUCCGUGCCGUGCACAUCGGAAAAUAACACACCGUCUUUCGCCGACCUUGCCGCACAAUACGAGGUAAUUGGCUGUUCAGAUAGCGUGAAUUCUACUUUUUCAUUUCCUCUGCCUCAAGUCUGGUGGUUAGGCAGAAAGUAUGGUAGACUAACGUCUCGUUUCUUGUCUGUACGACAGGCCAACGCCGAGAACCUGUCAGAUCCUGUGACGACGAAGAGUCGGGAUGUCGUUCGAGCUACGGAUUUCAAGUUUAUCAAAGUAUUGGGGAAAGGAAGCUUUGGAAAGGCCAACGCCGAGAACCUGUCAGAUCCUGUGACGACGAAGAGUCGGGAUGUCGUUCGAGCUACGGAUUUCAAGUUUAUCAAAGUAUUGGGGAAAGGAAGCUUUGGAAAGGUUUUCCUAGCCGAGCGGAAGGAUACCGAUGAAGCGUAUGCCGUCAAAAUUCUUCGGAAAGACGUCAUCCUUCAAGAUGAUGAUGUGGACUGUGUCAUGGUGGAGAAACGAGUUCUGGCUCUUCAGAGGAAGCCUCCGUUUAUUGUACAACUCCACUCUUGUUUUCAAACUAUGGAUCGCUUGCAUUUUGUGAUGGAAUUCGUCGCAGGGGGUGAUCUAAUGUACCGAAUUCAAAAGGAAGGAAAAUUCAAAGAACCCGUUGCCUGUUUCUACAGUGCCGAGGUCGCCAUCGGGCUGUUCUUCCUACAUGACCGAGGAAUAAUUUAUCGAGACUUGAAACUAGACAAUCUUCUGUUAGACGCGGAAGGCCACAUCAAAAUUGCGGACUUUGGCAUGUGCAAGGAUGGGAUCAUAGGAGAUGUGACCACGAAGACGUUUUGUGGCACGCCAGACUACAUCGCCCCAGAGAUUUUACGCUACCAGCCAUACGGGAAGUCGGUAGAUUGGUGGUCUUAUGGAAUACUUCUCUACGAAAUGAUUGCUGGUCAGCCACCCUUUGAAGGAGAAGACGAGGAUGACCUUUUCGUGAAUAUUUUGCAGCGUAAUGUCUACUACCCGAAAAGUAUGUCUAAGGAAGCUGCCAACAUUUGUAAAGCACUAUUAGUGAAAAACCCCGAGGGACGACUGGGGUGUGGUCUGGAUGGGAAGUCGGAAAUAAAGGACCAUUUAUUUUUUUGUCGCCUGGACUGGGACAGAAUCGAACGGCGAAUGGUACAACCUCCGUUCAGACCUAAUGUUGUAAGUCGGGGCUGUCAUGAUGCUCUAAUGGUGUUAGGUUGUGUAUUCUGCCCUGUGGCAAUCCUUCGUUUUUUUUCAUCUUGGUGUGGCCCCACAACAAUCCCAGACAACACUUUCCACCAGCCACUGGCCACAUCUGGUUUCCUGGUCAGAUCAGCUCGACUCAAAGUUACCUGUAAACUGGGACUGUUGUCGAUCCGUCUAUUGUUCCUUCACUCCGACACAAGAAGUUUAGUUGUGUUCUCCGUUUAUUUGCAGCUGGUUUGA
Molecule: messenger RNA, 2148 nt
Organism: Opisthorchis viverrini
Lineage: Eukaryota; Metazoa; Platyhelminthes; Trematoda; Opisthorchiida; Opisthorchiidae
Exons: 14
Coding region: 1-2148 (715 amino acids)
Biological process (GO): protein phosphorylation
Molecular function (GO): diacylglycerol-dependent serine/threonine kinase activity; zinc ion binding; ATP binding
Source: RefSeq, a predicted model, not a curated record